Molecule: messenger RNA, 577 nt
Organism: Aureobasidium pullulans EXF-150
Lineage: Eukaryota; Fungi; Ascomycota; Dothideomycetes; Dothideales; Saccotheciaceae
Exons: 1
Coding region: 83-400 (105 amino acids)
Source: RefSeq, a predicted model, not a curated record
CUCUUUACGCUGACUGCUAGGAUAUGGCUAUGUUCAUAGAAAGCUGAGGUAGAGAUACGGUUCAGGUCUGCUCUUGGUACAUAUGUACCAGAAUGAGCAAGAUGUCAAUUCCUGUGCUGGAUGUCUCUCUAUACGAAGUCAAUCGACAUUGCAGAAGCAAAAUGACAAGAGUACAUAUACCGACACAGCAGAUCCAGCUUCCAUCAGUCAGCAGCCAGUUCACUCAGUGAACUUGAUCAUCAGACCUGCCGGGGUAGCUCAAUCGGUAGAGCGUGUGGCUCUUAUCAUUGUCAUAAGCACAACCUCAAGGUCGCGGGUUCGAGCCCCGCCUUCGGCUAUUCCUAUACAUUCAGCUGUCUGUUUCUUUUUGUUUUGUCCUGGUGGUGUUGAGGGUGGAUAGACCGGGAGUAGAAAUGAUUUUUUUUAUGCCAAGGCAAGCUUUGACGAAGUUGCGCGUGGGAUUGGGAAUUUUGCGGGGUAACAGGGUCCAGGCGUUGAAGAAAAAAUUGACUUGGCAAGAAAAUGUUGAAUGAACUUUUUGGAGGACAAACCGACCUGCAUGCAGCAAAAAGGGAGU